Tigriopus californicus is the source of this 1171-nucleotide messenger RNA. RefSeq names its product glucosamine-6-phosphate isomerase-like (gene Oscillin). Gene Ontology annotation, biological process: carbohydrate metabolic process; D-glucosamine catabolic process; N-acetylneuraminate catabolic process. Gene Ontology annotation, molecular function: identical protein binding; glucosamine-6-phosphate deaminase activity. NCBI's taxonomy places the organism in Eukaryota, Metazoa, Arthropoda, Copepoda, Harpacticoida, Harpacticidae. The record is from RefSeq and is a predicted model, not a curated record. The transcript is spliced from 5 exons. Gene Ontology annotation, cellular component: cytoplasm. The coding region runs from base 188 to 1060 and encodes 290 amino acids.
ACGGAGUGGUUCGUCUGGAAAACAAGUGUCUGUAGGAUGCCGUAAGUACGUAGAACUACGUAGAACUAACGCAUUAGCUGAGAUCGACUCGCCAGUCUUCCGGAGGUCAUCGAUCGGCAUCAGCUGAGUGGAGUUCGAAAAGUUGAUUCCCUCUUAAAAGUCAAACUUAAGGCAAAGAACUUCAGCAAUGCGUUUAAUCAUUUUGGAGGAUGACGAUGGUGUGGGAGAUUGGUCUGCCAAAUACGUGGUCAAAAGGAUCAACGAAUUUAAGCCCACCAAGGAUAGAUACUUUGUGCUGGGUCUACCCACGGGUGGAACCCCACUGAAGAUGUACAAGGCCCUUAUCCAACACUACAAAGCCGGCAAAGUAUCAUUCAAAUACGUCAAAACGUUCAACAUGGACGAAUACGUGGGCUUGCCACGAGAUCAUCCCGAGAGUUAUCAUCAUUACAUGUUCAAUAGUUUCUUCAAGCACAUUGAUAUUGCCCCAGGAAAUGUGAACAUUUUGGAUGGCAACGCCCCGGAUCUGGCGCAAGAAUGCCUCGAUUACGAGCAAAAAAUCGAAGAAGCUGGUGGAAUCGAAUUGUUUAUCGGUGGAAUCGGACCUGACGGUCACAUUGCUUUCAAUGAGCCAGGAUCUUCGUUGGUGUCUAAGACGAGGGUCAAAACUCUUAACCAAGAAACCAUUCUGGCUAAUGCUAGGUUUUUUGGCGGAGAUAUGAACUUGGUCCCGAAGCAAGCUUUGACGGUUGGUGUUGGGACGGUCAUGGCCGCCAAAGAAGUCAUGGUUCUCAUCACGGGAGCACACAAGGCUUUGGCACUUUCUAAGGCUAUCGAAGAGGGGAUCAACCAUAUGUGGACCGUUUCUGCCUUGCAACAACACCCGAGGACCAUCAUGGUUUGUGACGAGCCGGCAACGUUGGAACUCCGAGUAAAAACCGUAAAAUAUUUCAAGUCUUUGUGGGAGGUUCAUCAAGAUUUAACCAAGGAGGAUGAUACGGCCUCGACGGUGUACAGCGAGUACCAGAUUGAAAGAAAAAUCAGUCAAUCGAACGAAUAGCUCUCGUUGACCCACAAGUUAUUCCCAUGAUUGCAAUCGUGGUUUUGCUGACAAUGUGUGUACUGAUUCUGGAUUGUUGUCGAAUAACAUGAUUCCGUUGCGACAGUUUGA